AUGGCUCGGCGACGUAUUGCUAUUGCUCUCUUGCGAAAUGAUCUCCGGGUGUCGGAUAACCCUGUACUCUACGCCGCUCGCGAUGCCCCCGGGACAACCCACCUUCUCCCUCUGUUCGUGUUCGACGAACGCCAGGUCGAACUUAGUGGAGUUCAGGAUUUAAAGAGGUUCAUCGACCUGAAGAUGAGCCCCUUGUUGAUGCCAAAACUCGUAUUUGUGGAUUUUGGCGGACUGGAAGGCAUAGGGCCCGCUUUUUGGCUCAGACGUCCGGAGAAUGUAGUUCCGCACCUUGUGAGCGGGCUUCAAGAACGAGGUGACACGAUUGAAGGCGUCUGGUUACAACAAGAAUCAGCUUCGGAAGAGGUUACGGUUGAAAACCGCCUCUCCCGCGCUCUAAGGAAGCUAAAAACUACUCUUCAUCUUGACGCUGGAGCUCGUACAUUGGUGCAUGCAUCUGAUCUCCCAUUUCAAAUACCCGCUCAGCUUCCAGACGUAUUCACCGCAUUUCGCAAGCGCGUAGAGGGUCUUAAUGAGAAGAUGGUUCGCCAAGUCUUACCCGACCCAUCAAAAGGAGAAUGGAAACCAUUUCCCACUCUCGAACGCGAGGCGCAUACUGCGUCUAUUUUCGCCCUCCCUAAUGAUGUGACCGAGGAUCCGUUUAUUGAACAGCUUAUCGCCCCUCUCGUACGCGAGCCUGUCCAGGGGGAUACAAUUCAUAGGGUGGCAUUCUACGAUGUCGCAGGCUCAGCAUUCCCUUUUAGGGGUGGCGAAUCGGCUGCUCGCCGACGGUUAGAUUAUUAUUUUGGUGCGGGCGGAGUAGGUGAGAACUGCCCCGCGACAACAUACAAGGAAACAAGAAAUGGAUUACUGGGAGCGGAUUAUUCAACGAAAUUCAGCCCAUAUCUCACUUUUGGUUGCCUGAGUGCUCGCGAGAUAGCUGCCCGAUGCGAUGACCUUGAAGAUAGACUAAGAGACGCUGAAAAGCUGACCGACGUAGCCAGAAAAAAUAUUUAUUGGAUCAGGUUCGAGUUGCUCUGGAGGGAUUACAUGUUUUUCGUCAAUAUGAAAUAUGGUAAUGACCUCUUUAAACCCCAAGGCCUACUCAUGGCAGUUUCCCCCAAUAAUACGAAAUUGAAAAACGAUUGGACCCAAUGGAAAGACCAAGACGACAAAUUGCGGGCGUGGUUCGAAGGUCGUACCGGAGUUCCGUUUGUGGAUGCAUGUAUGCGUGAGCUUACGGCGACAGGCUAUAUGUCCAAUCGAGGACGUCAAAACGUGGCGUCUUACUUGGCUAAAGACUUGUACUUUGACUGGCGGAUUGGAGCAGAGUUUUUCGAAUCAUUUCUACUGGACUAUGAUCCGGCUUCUAACUACGGCAAUUGGGCUUACGUUGCUGGUGUUGGAAACGAUCCCCGUGAAGGACGCAAAUUCAACGUGAUCAAACAAGCAAAGGACUAUGAUCCAGACGGUGAUUUUGUCAAGCAAUGGGUGCCGGAGGUUUCCGGUCCAGAGCUCUCUGGCUUCCAACGUCAUAUACCCUGGCAAUUUUGGUCCACAAGCGAGGACAAUGGGGGGUCGUAUCCUCGAUCGCCCAUCGUCGAAGAUUCAAGCUGGAAGAAGUUUUACAUAGGGGGAGUCGAAAAAGACGAAAGAGGUGCUGGAGGACGAGGAAAGGGUCGAGGACGGGGUCGGGGUCGAGGCGGAAGAGGUGGUCGUGGACGAAACAGCAGAGUUGGUUGA
Rhizoctonia solani is the source of this 1740-nucleotide messenger RNA. RefSeq names its product deoxyribodipyrimidine photo-lyase. Lineage: Eukaryota; Fungi; Basidiomycota; Agaricomycetes; Cantharellales; Ceratobasidiaceae. Gene Ontology annotation, molecular function: deoxyribodipyrimidine photo-lyase activity; FAD binding; damaged DNA binding. The record is from RefSeq and is a predicted model, not a curated record. Gene Ontology annotation, biological process: photoreactive repair. The coding region runs from base 1 to 1740 and encodes 579 amino acids. The transcript has 8 exons.